AUGGCGGAGAACUUUACAAACUUCGUGAGGCUAAGAGGGAACAAUAUAGCCGGAUUUGGACUAGUGUUGAGAGAUUCGACGCAAUUGGAUUCGAGCGUGACGAGUGAGUCAUAUCUCACAUCAGUGACGCAAGGCACCAUCACAGUCAUUGGCGGUGUCUCGCACACUUUUGCAGUUCUCAUUCUUGGUCAGAAAUCAAAGGAGGUGGCGGUCUGUGAGAUCGCCGGAACUUCAUCUACCGGUGUUUGUAAGGCCGAGACAAAGCUGAUUCAUAUACAACCACUGACGGAGACUGAAAUUACUGAUGAUAGAACCAAAUCUCGUAAAAAACCCUAA
Messenger RNA from Arabis nemorensis, 336 nucleotides. Lineage: Eukaryota; Viridiplantae; Streptophyta; Magnoliopsida; Brassicales; Brassicaceae. The record is from the annotation of a GenBank genome assembly.